GUGCAGGGUUGUGGCUAGUAUCACGUAAAUGUUUUACAUAUGCUUUUCAGAGAGGCCUUUAGAUGUUUCCAGUACAGGAUUGUUCAUUAUUGCAGUUGAAGUUUCAGACUCAAGUUUCCACAUGACAAGACAACAGUCAGCUCUUCAUAUUUGGACCUGGUAUAGCAUAGGCUUCCUCACAGGCUGAUCCUGUCCUGGAUUUCAGCAUGAAUUGGGCAUCAUUUUAUGCUGUGAUCAGUGGUGUGAAUAGACACUCAACCGGCAUUGGACGCAUUUGGCUGUCCGUCAUAUUCAUCUUCCGCAUCUUGGUACUGGUGGUGGCGGCUGAGAGCGUGUGGGGGGACGAGAAGUCUGGCUUUACCUGUAACACCCAGCAGCCCGGCUGCAACAGCGUGUGCUACGACCAGUUCUUUCCAAUAUCACACAUUCGCCUCUGGGCCCUGCAGCUCAUACUGGUGUCCACGCCAGCUCUGCUAGUCGCCAUGCAUGUUGCCCAUCGUCGUCAUGUGGAGAAAAAGAUUCUCAAAAUAUCUGGGCGGGUUAGUGCAAAAGACUUUGAAGACAUCAAGAGGCAGAAGUUUAAGAUCACAGGUGCUCUUUGGUGGACUUACAUAGUAAGCAUCAUUUUCCGCGUUAUUUUUGAGGUGGUUUUCUUGUACAUUUUUUAUACAAUCUAUCCAGACAUCAAGAUGGUGCGUCUUGUAAAGUGUGAUUCCUACCCCUGUCCAAAUACAGUGGACUGUUUUGUGUCCCGUCCAACAGAGAAGACCAUUUUUACUAUGUUCAUGCUGGCAGUGUCUGGAGUUUGUGUUUUGCUGAACAUUGCAGAGGUUGUUUAUUUAAUAGGGGGUGCAUAUAUCAGAUACUUUCACGGAGCAGCUAGUGAAACAAAAGGACCUUGGCUCACUAAAAAACUGGCCUCCUACAAGCAGAAUGAAAUAAAUCAGUUGAUAUCAGAGCACUCAUUCAAACCCAGAUUUAAUUCGGGCCGUAGACCUGCUACUGACAAGGGGGAGCGCUGCUCUGCUUUCUAAUACUGAUCUGUCAAUAACCAAUUGAAUGUAAGUGAUGAUAUUAUUUCAUUUUCACUCAUUAAGUAAAAUCAUUUAAAAUGUUAUAUACAUGUGAGAAAUCAUCAUGGGAAGAUAUGCAAACAUGUUAACAUUUGCUAAUUCUAAUGGGUCCAAACAUUGUCUUUUCUAAAAGGAAUUAAAUUGGUGUUACACUAGACUUUUCCACCAAUACGCAUGUAAACAUGAGAAAGCUGGAACAGAAAAAUAAUGCAUGUGUUAAAGGUUUUUCUGUCAGUGUCUCAUAAAGUUUAGGUUUGAUGAACUCUGAUCUGAAAAAUGUUUGUUGUGAAAACACAUUUGACGAGAUUUCAAACAUGCAGAGAGUAAAAACCAAGCAUGGUUUGCAGUAAAAGAAAAGUUUUGAUAAUAUAUGUUUUUUUAACAUUUUUAAUGUUGUUUUUCGAAGGCAAGCAUUGCUAUUUUCAUUGCAAGCAUUGCUCUCUCAUACUUUUCUCAAACCCAUAACCUUAAGUAUUGCAUUUAAUUGUAUCUGUUGUGCAAUGGAAAUACAUGCUACCUCAAAAUUUGUAGGAUGUAGAGAAAACAUAUGCUACUACUCUUCAGCAAUCAGACAUAAUUUUUGCACGGCAGACUAUAACAAAUUAAAAAUAUAUAGCUGCAAGAAGCAAUCAGCAGGGUACAAGCGUUUUAAGACCUUAAAGUGCAUACUUUUUUUAGAAAUAGGACAUGUAAUUUUCACUUUUCAAAAUCAUGAUUGUUUCCUCCCACUAUCAAAGCCGUUUGCUUAAAAUUUUUAACUGCACAUUCUCAUCACCACUGAAGAGCAGGACCGAGCAGAACAAGGAGAACCUGCCUGUGUCGACGGGGCGCCGUAAGAGGGAUGCUUAGGAUGAUUUUAAUGGCCCAUUACAUUUUGAAGUCCCCAGCCAUGGACUGUGAAGCAUGGGCCCUUAACUUGGCCCUCUCUCCCUUGCUCUGCCCGGUCUUUACUCUGAGUUUUUAGUGAACUUUAAAAGAGAAAGGUAUGUGUAUUAACUGCUAUUUGCUAUGACAUCUGCAUUAUGUGCAGUUACUAUAAAUGCAGUUUAAAUCAUGUGAUGCUGAAGCACUGAUCUAUAUAAAUGACUGGAUUGCGCAUGACGUCACAAUUGUGAAGCCACCGCUCCACCAUAUUGGUAUGCCCAAAAAUUCUAUAAAAUUUUAAUGAUAAAAGAUCACUUUUUAUAUCUGAAGUCUCCCUGUACAUUAUUACAAUGCAAACAUAAGUGUGUACAUAGUUAUUUACUGAAAGUUGUAUAUUAUGCUGUUUAAACAGUAAGUUACUUUACAUUCAUCUUCAUUGCAGUUUCAGAUCAGCGGACAGAUCGCAGCAUAUUUAAUAUUAAUGACAAACAUGCUCAUUCUAAAAUCUAAAUAAAUAAUCAUGCUUUGUAUGUGAUGCAAUAAUUGGCUGGUUUUGUAAUUAUGUUAUCUCUCCAAGUCUGAAAUAACACCGACCGUGUAGUUUAAUGUCAAAAAUAACGCUGACCGUGUAGCUUAAUGUCAAAAAACUUUAUUUAUGCCCGUGUCACUAACAGAACACAGCAGACAGACCUAAACUUUUUUAUAUAAAUCUCUUAUCUUGCCCGAUUAAAACAUAAACAUUGCAAAUAACACCAUAAGUAACAAUUAAUUUACGUACAAAAUCCUAAAAAUUUACCUUGUUUGACUGAUACGUGAUACGAUAUGCGCAAUCCAGUAAUUUAUAUAGAUCAGUGCGCAGAAGCAAUACAAUACAGAUUUAUGUUUCCUGUUUUGUGUUAUGAUUAUGAUGCGAAGUCAGCCCUUAUAAGCUGUAUUAAUUAACAUAGCCCAGGAGUCUCCAACCUUUUUGUGAGCAAGGGCUAUCACAAUAAUUAAAACAAUCUGGAGGGCUACUUUUUAUAUUUUUUAUUAAAAAUAUUUUUGUUUACUUGUUUAUUUUAUUCUACUUGUUGCUAUGUUUUAUCAUUAUUUAAAAUGUAAACAUACAUAUAAGAAGCCAAGCUAAUAUAAAAAAUAUGUAAUAAAUAAAUAUUAAAAUUGAGGCUGUUCAUAGAACGUGCUUUGGCAGGCAACCGGGCACCAUGUUAGAGACCACUGAAAUAGCACAUAUAGGCUAAGCUAAUUAAUAUAAACUAGAAAUUUCAUCAGUUACACCCCAAUUUUUUGUAACAAAUUAUACCAAGGAAGUAUUUUUAUGCAUCUGAGAGUUGAUUGUGAUGAGACAGAAAUGCAAUUAAGGCUAAACUAGUCCAGUAAUGUAUAUUAAAGCUUCUCACCUUGCAACAGCUUAAAAAAAUUCAAUGGAAAUCUAUGCUGUAAUCUGCUAUAGUUGUCCUCUUCGUUUUAGAAUCCUGUUGAGUCCUUCUUCUCUGCAGAAUUUAUCAUUAGAAUUAAUUUAAUUAUUUUCUGUAUUUUGUACUGUAUCACCAUAUUCCCUAAAAAUAUGUAAAAAAAAAAAAAAAACAUUUCCCCUCACUUCUACACCCACAUAAAAUGUGAUAGCACCUUCCAGUAGCCAAGGUUUUCACAAAUUGUGCACAGUCCUAAA
Molecule: messenger RNA, 3606 nt
Organism: Paramisgurnus dabryanus
Lineage: Eukaryota; Metazoa; Chordata; Actinopteri; Cypriniformes; Cobitidae
Gene: gjb1b
Product: gap junction protein beta 1b
Biological process (GO): cell-cell signaling
Cellular component (GO): connexin complex
Molecular function (GO): gap junction channel activity
Source: RefSeq, a predicted model, not a curated record